AUCCGACCAGUGUCUCUCCGCGCUAGGGUUUUAGCCCGUAUAAGAGCGUCCUCGCCACCUCCCCAACCCCGCCUCCGCCGCCUCGCACUUCGCCCCCGCACUUCCAUCCCCACCCGGCGGUGCUCCCCGACCCGAAGAGAUGGCGGUGCCGCUGCUGACGAAGAAGAUCGUGAAGAAGCGGGUCAAGCAGUUCAAGAGGCCCCACCUCGACCGCUACAAGUGCCUCAAGCCAAGCUGGCGCAGGCCAAAGGGUAUUGACUCCCGUGUCAGGAGGAAGUUCAAGGGAUGCACCUUGAUGCCUAACAUUGGGUACGGCUCUGACAAGUCGACCAGGCACUACCUUCCCAACAAGUUCAAGAAGUUUGUGGUGCACAAUGUCUCUGAGCUGGAGGUGCUCAUGAUGCACAACAGGACAUACUGCGCCGAGAUUGCCCACAACGUCUCAACAAAGAAGCGCAAGGAGAUUGUUGAGCGUGCUGCUCAGCUCGACAUCGUGGUCACCAACAAGCUCGCCAGGCUCCGCAGCCAGGAGGACGAGUAGGCUGGGUUGCUCGUCUGUACGACUGUUGGAUCUUGUCUUUCUCGGCUGUAGGAAAACUACUCUGUUUCGUGUCGUGUUGCCACCUGGGAUACCUGUUAUGCCGACCUUUUUGCUAUCAAUAGCGACUCUAAUAUGGCAAAUUCUACUGUUACCGAAUGCCUAUCUGAGUUAUCUGCAUAUUUUUGGGAACC
Panicum hallii is the source of this 732-nucleotide messenger RNA. Its product is annotated as 60S ribosomal protein L32-1-like. Gene Ontology annotation, biological process: translation. Bases 140 to 541 code for a protein of 133 amino acids. NCBI's taxonomy places the organism in Eukaryota, Viridiplantae, Streptophyta, Magnoliopsida, Poales, Poaceae. Gene Ontology annotation, cellular component: cytosolic large ribosomal subunit; ribosome. The transcript is spliced from 4 exons. Gene Ontology annotation, molecular function: structural constituent of ribosome. The record is from RefSeq and is a predicted model, not a curated record.